AUGACUCUAGAACUUCGAGAAGGUACCGUAGCGCUAUCCCCAACGGCUUCGGGUGGAACAGAACUUCCUCCCGAGAGCAUCACCAACGAGUCCUGGUGGCAAACAGGUAACGAUACGGUGGCUAAGGAGCCGUACGUUGGUGCUUACGAGAUCUUGGGGAUGUUAUGGAUCUCCGUACCAACCAUCCUUACGUACGGUAUCACGUUUGUGGUAGGGACGUUAGGGAACGCGCUGGUGUUAUUCUGCACCGUUCGAUACAAGCGACUACGGGCGGCCACAACCUACUACCUGGCCAGUCUGGCUGCGGCAGACUUGAUCAUCUGCUUCGCCUGUGUGCCGAUCCGAACGGCAGAGUACUUCCUGCCGCAGUGGGAGCUGGGGCUCUUCAUGUGUAAGGCCAUCGCCUAUGUGCAGAUGUCGUCUGUUGUCUGCUCCGUCUUGACGCUAACCGCCAUCUCAAUAGAGAGGUAA
This is a messenger RNA of Branchiostoma floridae (Florida lancelet), 471 nucleotides long. Its product is annotated as kiSS-1 receptor-like. Gene Ontology annotation, biological process: G protein-coupled receptor signaling pathway. Lineage: Eukaryota; Metazoa; Chordata; Leptocardii; Amphioxiformes; Branchiostomatidae. Gene Ontology annotation, molecular function: G protein-coupled receptor activity. The transcript has a single exon. The record is from RefSeq and is a predicted model, not a curated record. Bases 1 to 471 code for a protein of 156 amino acids. Gene Ontology annotation, cellular component: membrane.